Molecule: messenger RNA, 3665 nt
Organism: Patella vulgata (common limpet)
Lineage: Eukaryota; Metazoa; Mollusca; Gastropoda; Patellidae
Product: zinc finger protein 239
Exons: 2
Coding region: 484-1590 (368 amino acids)
Biological process (GO): regulation of transcription by RNA polymerase II
Molecular function (GO): DNA-binding transcription factor activity; RNA polymerase II cis-regulatory region sequence-specific DNA binding
Source: RefSeq, a predicted model, not a curated record
UGUUCUGUAUCUGUAUGGGUACAUCGAAUUAACCACUACUGGCACUUAAUCGACGGAUGAAGGAGGAGCGCUUAAUAAAACUAAUCACUGUGGAGGCGGGCUUUGAAUGUUUCCGCAGAUGGCGAUGUUACUUGAUCAUCAGAGAGUUUAUUCCAGUCAAUCACAGUUCUGAUAAAAAAAUGAGUGGUUGUGAGUGACCGUUUUCGCGACGUUUACUGUGAAGCACUUCGCAUUGGAAGUAGCAGAGUUUUCAACAAUGUUUAUUGUAUUAAAGUUUGUGAAUGUUUUAGAUGUUAUCCGACGCUUAUUUUUAAUGGGUUUUAAGUAUUUAUUAGGAGGUAUGGCUGGUACCAGCCCCUCAAGCACCUUAAAGAGGAAUGUGAACCGCAAAUCUUUCCGACGUUCUUGAAGUAAUGGGAGUUCUAGGUUUUUUAGCAACUGUUGUUUUUGUAUGAAUCAGUGACACAGAAGUAAAUAACCGACAUGGAAACUAAUGAUGUUAAAACAUUUCACAUGAGCGGUGUAUUUGGUGAUUUAGAUCAACAAAAUAAAGUAAAUGUGGAAAAUAAAGUACAAGUUAAAAAAGAAGAAAGUAAUGUAGAUGAAAAUUGUCAGGUUAAAGAAGAGAAAACUGAUGAUGUAGAUGAAUAUUGUCAUGUUAAAGAAGAGAAAACUGAUGAUGUAGAUGAAUAUUGUCAUGUUAAAGGAGAGAAAACUGAUUAUGUAGAUGAAUAUUGUCAUGUUAAAGAAGAGAAAACUGAUGAUGUAGAUGAAUAUUGUCAUGUUAAAGAAGAGAAAGCUGAUGACAUUGAAACAUGCUAUCAGUGUAAUUUGUGUGAAGAAGAAUUUAGAUCAGAAACUGAUUUAGAAGAACACUGUGAAAAACAUGUUAAAGAAGAGAAAACAGAUGAUGUUGAUGAAUAUUGUCAUGUUAAAGAAGAAAAAACGGAUGAUAUUGAACCAGUUCAUCAGUGUAAUUUGUGUGAUGAGAAAUUUAAAUCUGACACUGAUUUAGAGGAACAUUGUGAAAUUCAUCAUAAUUUAGAGUUCAAUUCUUGUAAUGAUAGUGAUGUUUGUCACAGUGAUGUUUCUAGUAAUGGUAAUCCACAGAGACACAUGCUAAAUGAAACUAGAGCAAAACAUUUUAAAUGUGAUAUUUGUAGUAAAUCAUUCACACGUCGUUUUAACUUGAAAAUACACAUGAGAAUUCAUGCUGGCGAGAGACCUUAUAAAUGUGAUGUUUGUGAUAAAUCAUUCUCUGAGAAUUAUGCCCGAAACAGGCACAUGAGAAGCCAUACUGGUGAAAAACCUUAUAAAUGCGAUGUUUGUAGUAAAUCGUCUACGACUAGUAGUAAUUUAAAAAUACAUAUGAGAAGCCAUACUGGCGAGAAACCUUAUAAAUGUGAUGUUUGUGGUAUAUCAUUAUCACAGAGUAGUAGUCUACAGAGUCACUUAAGAAUUCAUACUGGUGAAAAACCUUUUAACUGUGAUGUUUGUAAUAAAUCAUUUAGCCAGAAAGGGAAUCUAUACUCACACAUGAGAGAUCAUACUAGAGAUAAAGCAUUUAGAAAGACACACGAGAAUUCAUAGUAGCGAGAAACGAUAUAAAUGUGAUGUUUGUAAUAAAUCAUUUAGCCAGAAAGGGAAUCUAUACUCACACAUGAGAGAUCAUACUAGAGAUAAAGCAUUUACAAAGACACACGAGAAUUCAUAGUGGCAAGAAACCAUAUAAAUGUGAUGUUUGUAAUAAAUCAUUUAGCCAGAAAGGGAAUCUAUACUCACACAUGAGAGAUCAUACUAGAGAUAAAGCAUUUACAAAGACACACGAGAAUUCAUAGUGGCAAGAAACCAUAUAAAUGUGAUGUUUGUAGUAAAUCAUUUGCUCUACAGAGACACAUGAAAACUCAUACUGAAGUGGGGGGGUUGUAUGGCUGAAUGGUUAGCGUACGCGCGCUGUAUCAUAAAGUCUGUCAUUGAGUCGACUGGCGUGGUUUCGAAUCCCCGGUUGUAUGUGACAGGGAGUAGGGUCGCCUGUCCAACCUCGUGGGUAUUCUCCGGGUCCUCCGGUUUCCUCCCACUGCUAAAGACCCCUACGUGCAAGCGAAUUAAUGAAAUAAAAUUAAACCAUAUGUUAGUCCCGAAAUGACCUAGUUUGUGUCGAGUGGACGUUAAACCCCAUUUCUCUCUCUCUCUCAUACUGAAGUGAAAUUGAGGAGGUGAUCCAACUCAUUGUCAGGUACAAGUUGAGAAUCAAAACCACUCCACACCCCUCGACCCAAUGACAGGCCUUGAAAUCUAACGCGCAAGUGUUUAAGCAUUCUCCACUCUUGAGAUAGUUCCUCGGGAUUUUCCGUGGUCGUUUGACGCUGGCUCACUAGUCUGGAGGUCGGGUGUGUUCGAUCCCUGCAUUGGCCAAGAAAGUUCAUCCAGAUUUCCUUGCGUGGUUCCCACUUGUCAGUGGUGCAGGCCGGAGGGCCUGACAAGGACAGCUGUCUAGUCGUUCGGAUGGGAAAACCAAGGUCCCGUGUACACAUUGGCGUGCACGUAAAAGAUCUCUUGACAGUAUGACGUAUGCCCAUCUUCAUUAGCCCAGUUCGGAGCAGAACAGUUGGACGCUAAACCCCAUUUCAUUUCAUUUCCAUGGUGGUUCCCCCUUGUCAGUGGUGCAGUCUUGGUUUCCCCUUGUCAGUGGUUUUCAUGCAACAAAUAGUACACUGCAUGGCGCAUGGCCAUCUUCAGAGCAGAGAAGUGGGACUAUUUAUCUACACAAAUUGAAAGUAACAAGAAAUGAAAUGGGGUUCAACGUCCUACUGUUCUGCUCCCGACUGGGCUAAUGAAGACAGAUGAGUUGAAUGAUUUUGUUUAUUACAAAUUUAACAUCCAUACAUUAAAGUUGCAAUUUCAUAUUUUUAAGUUAUAUUUUUAAAAUUUAUUCAAAUAAAGCCUUAAAAUAGAUGGUAUCUAUAAACAGUCCUACCUUGUUAAAGAAUAAUCCUAUUAAUCCUAUAAUUCACUAUUGCCAGUUGAGUAAUUGGCAAAAAUAUCAUUUUCAUCUUCAAAUUCCAACGUUUGAAGAUAACUAUUCCAUGGUGGAGAAUAGAAAACAAGGGAAGUAAUUUAGAGGUAAUUGUGUUAUUAUUUCCGGUGUAAAUGAGUUUUAAGUGUGAGAAUGACACCUAUGAUCGUAUAAUAGUGAGUUGACAACCUAUUGAGCAAAAGACAUAGAAAUAAUUAUGUUUUGGUGAGUUGACAACCUAUUGAGCAAAAGACAUAGAAAUAAUUAUGUUUUGACUUUCUUAGAAAAUAUGAAACUGUAACUUUAAACAUGAUAUUAACGACCAGGUCGACUUGAGGACAACAAACCAUAUUAGAUUGUGGUGUUUUACUACAUUUUUAUUUAACUUGUUAGAUUAGUCCAAGCUGGCUAUUGUUGAUAGUAUAAGACCCCAUAUUAUCACUACAAAGUAUCCGAAUUUUUAACCUUCUUCCGAACAAUUUAAGAUAAGCAAACUUAAAAUCAGUUUAUCAGGCAUUCAUAAAUGGGUGGACUCAAAUUGAAGGUCGGCAACAGGCAACAAUUAAUCAAUAAUUCUGGCUAAUCACAUGAAAUAAAGAUGUAUUUGAAAAUGAACCAUGUUAGUUCUGUAAUCUGAAAUAAAGUUGUA